Melopsittacus undulatus (budgerigar) is the source of this 1303-nucleotide messenger RNA. RefSeq lists its product as uncharacterized. Lineage: Eukaryota; Metazoa; Chordata; Aves; Psittaciformes; Psittaculidae. The transcript is spliced from 8 exons. The coding region runs from base 78 to 1172 and encodes 364 amino acids. The record is from RefSeq and is a predicted model, not a curated record.
CUGUGCGCUGCGGGCGCACCAGACCGUCGGGGGUUCCGCACCGUCGGGCCGGAGCCGAGCUUCCCGGCCCUGGCAGCAUGCCCCGCGGGCGAGCCUGGACGCAGGCGGAGGUCGGCAGCCUGCUGGCGCUGGUGGAGGGCUCGGGGGAGGCCGCCCUGCUCAUGGCUUCCACGUCGCGACCCAACGAGGCGCUGUGGAGGGACAUAUCCCAGGGGCUGGCAGCGGCCGGGUACUCGCGCAGCGUCGCCCAGUGCCGCUCCAAGUGGAAGGCGCUGAAGCAGGCGUUCCAUUCGGAGCGGGAGACGCGGCAGAGGGCAGGACACCACUCAGCCCGGCUGCCGCCGCACUACCGAGCCAUGAAGGGCAUAUGGAAGGCGGCCGGGCGGCCCGUGUUCGGGGAGCGGAGGAUGCCAGACAUGGUGAAGCUGCCCUCCAGGAAGCGCAGGUCAGCCCAUGCUGCCUGCUCUUCAUCCUCACCAGAGCUGCCAGAGCACAACGUUGAUGGGGACACCCCGGGCACGUUGAUGUCCCCAGUGCUGCGAUGUGUGAAGGUCGAGCCAGAGACCUCAUUGGAUGGGGACGACGUCGCUGGAGGGCCACCCGCUCCCCACGCCGUGCCACACACCGGUCACUGCUUCCCUCCCCUUCCAUUCCUGGGUUGUCACACUGCCCUGAAGCAGGAAGGAGCUGAGCAAAAGGCUGGUUUUCCUUGCGUGACGUCCUUGGGGAUGGCAAGAGGAAGCCGAGCGCUGCCAGCCCUGUGCUCCCCAGGCAUGGCUGCUGAGAGCGAGCAGCCAGCAGCGGGUGAAGAGGCAUCCGGCUCCAGCCUGCACGGCUCCAGUGUGCCAGGCCUGCUCCAGAGCGUGCAGCAGCUGCUGGUGCAGAUCCUGCACACGUCCCGGCAGCAACAGGCGCUGCUGGAGAGCCUGGCCAGCGACACCGUCUCCCACCUCCACCGACUCUCCCACAGCCUGGUGCAAGUGGGGGAGACCCUGCACCAGCUCCUGCUCCGGCCGCAGACCCACCCGGGCACCCUCGGCCACUACAUCCCCCAUGUGCCCCUGUUCGAGGGGGGCCCCAGGGUGCCCUGCUCCCCCGGCGAUGCCCACACCUCCCCGGAUCACAAAGAGAAGCCUCGGGGGUCCCCUGACACAGGGUGCAUCCCACCGUGAGCGCCACCGUCACAGACCCAGGGAUGAUGGUUCACUCACAGCCACGGAUCCUUAUAGCAGAGGCACCGGAUGUUUUGGAAGUUUAUAGAAGAGACAUUUAAUACAAUUAAAAAUAGCUUUUGUACCAGUGA